Messenger RNA from Annulohypoxylon truncatum, 1451 nucleotides. Its product is annotated as Ribokinase-like protein. The transcript has 5 exons. The record is from RefSeq and is a predicted model, not a curated record. The coding region runs from base 98 to 973 and encodes 291 amino acids. Lineage: Eukaryota; Fungi; Ascomycota; Sordariomycetes; Xylariales; Hypoxylaceae.
AGGAAAGCUCUUAUUCGAAUCCUCCCCCUCCCCCCUUAACCAAGCUUGGAUGUGUUAACCUUGCGUCGCUAAAUAACGUGGCACGGCAUCGACGAAUAUGAAGAAACUCGUCUGUGUUGGAGCUUGCUAUCUUGAUACUAUCCUGGACGUGCCUCACUACCCGGGCGAGGACUCUAAAUUACGUGCCACCAAUUUACAAGUGCGUCGUGGCGGCAACUGUCCCAACACCCUUCAGGUGCUUCAGCAGCUCCUGAGGGAACAACGGCCUGAUGGUCAUAAUAACCAUGGCGGUGUCAAACCCUACCUGAUAUCUUGUCUGCCUAGCGCCGAUGCACCUGCGACAGCAACCGUAGUGGACUCAUUUGGACCGGGAAGCCUCGUCGACUUCACGCGAUGCAUCUUCCGCGCGAAUCACAGGGAUCCCGCGAGCAGUUAUAUCAUACGUAGCGAGGCAACCGGGAGUCGUACCCUCGUCAACUACAACGACCUACCUGAGAUGACGAUCGACGAGUUCGUCACUGCUGCCGACGAGGUCGGCGACGAUGCUUGGUUCCACUUUGAGGGACGGAUUCCUGAGACGACGUUGCAAUGCAUUCGGUACUUAAGGCGGUCGUUCCCCAGCACAAGAGUGAGCGUCGAGGUCGAAAAACCGGGCCGAUGGGGGUUAGAAGACCUGGCGGCUGAAGCGGACGUCGUGUUCUAUUCGCGGAGCUGGGCUGAAAGUAAGCGGUACGAGAGCGCUCAGCAAUGCCUGAGUGCCCAAUCGGGCGUGGCCCGGAAAGCCACCGUGGGAGCAGGUGACACCUUCAUUGCCGGGAUGCUAUUCGGGCUGCUGUGCCACCACGAAGACUGGAACACCGAGAGAAAAGUGCAGUUUGCUGUGCAGCUUGCUACGUGCAAGGUGCAACGGGACGGGUUCGACGGCGUUGGGGCCGAGGUGUUGAAGCAUUUUGGAGUGGCGUCGUCUCAAUGAAACUUGGACGAUCGGUUAUGAGAUGAGAUGUAACUAGCGAGCCGUGGUCGUGGUCGUGUGACAGGUGCCUCUUUUUCCUUCCUUGUUCCUCUUUAUUUUUUAUUUUAUUUUAUCUUUUCUAUCCCUUCCCUUCCUUUCCCUUCUAGCCGGCACGGUGUUACCAACCUAGACGCUGCUCUAAGCCUAGUAGGUAGAUUUAUUAAAUAACCCUCGGGCGCCUAUCCUGGGUUGGGUCUGCCGAACGCGAUAGGUUUUAGAAACAUGCGGAAAUGUGUGUAGUUCGCAUAGUUCGGACGCAAAAGCAGGAAACCUAUCCAUUAAAAGGGCUUGCAUGGAUCGAUGGGCUCGUAAUGGGACAUAUCCGGGGGGGCCCCAUCCCUUGGACUUGGUAGAGCGGUGUUAUUAUUUUAGCAUGUAUCAUCCGUCGUAUUGUACCCUACAUACCUACCUAACACACUAUACAUACCACAUACAUUAG